This is a messenger RNA of Daldinia loculata, 618 nucleotides long. RefSeq lists its product as uncharacterized. The record is from RefSeq and is a predicted model, not a curated record. The transcript is spliced from 2 exons. Lineage: Eukaryota; Fungi; Ascomycota; Sordariomycetes; Xylariales; Hypoxylaceae. The coding region runs from base 1 to 618 and encodes 205 amino acids.
AUGCUCUCGCGCAGCUACGAGACGGCCGAUCUUCGUUACGCGCAAUGUCGCGAGCGUCGAACGCAGUGGCAAUCGACUAGGAAGAGGGGGUCGAUCUUGGUAGCGGAGGCGAUCCUCGAACUAGAGAUCAGGAGGCCUCUACAGUGCCACGGAGUGUUUUCUACUCUUGGUUCCAUUCCCGACGAAACCUGGUCUGUUGAGUGGAGGUUCUGUACGAGUGCAUCAUCAAGACGACGUGUCGUGUCAAGUCCGAUCUCAUCGCUCGUGGCAGUCAAGCAACGAACAAGCAAGCAUGGAAUGGUUCGGAACGAUUACCUUAUGCAGGAAGUUGGUACCGCCGCCGGGCCGGACUCCGAGAGCGGGGGGCCUGACGUCUGCUUCCAACGGCUCGAGCGACCGAGCGUUACCGAUGGGAGUUUUAGACCGGCGUCGGCGGUAAAGCUUUCAAGCGUGUUCCGACACGGACUUGUCAAGGGGAAGGCUAUGCGAGACCGACGUGUCGGCCUCCACCACCCUCAACUGGGCGAAAUAGGAGCAACGACAAGCCAUCGGGCCGUCGGAUGCCGCCGUACCGCACUCUCAGACCACCAUAUCUCCACAAAUCCCGUCUUUCUCUGA